AUGUUCUCUCGCCUCUCUUCGCUACUGCAAUUUACGGUCCUCCUCGGGACUGCUACCGCUUCGCCGACACACGGCACUUCAACGGUUGUUCGUCCCGUCACACCUACCACGGUGUCUGUCUCGGCCUCCUCCGACUUCUCAUCAUUGCCGUCGUCAUUAUCUGCAGCCUCGUCGUCCUCGACCCUUGCGUCAACGCCAUCUCCUUCGACACCUCUUGCAACUGCGGCCUUGGAUAAAGCACAGGUCAUCGGAAUUGUCAAUGGACCAGUCACCACCUUCAACGGCAUUCCGUUCGCCGAGCCACCAGUAGGCGACCUCCGUUUCCGCUUCCCCGUACCCGUUCACGGCUACAAUGGCACGAUCAAUGCCACCCAGCCUGCAACGCAAUGCAUUCAGCUCGAGCCGCAGAUUCGUGUAGACAUGCCGCCGCAGAUGCUUCAGGAUGUAGAAGUCUACUCCACCAGCGUCCUCUCUUCGAGCUCGGCUCCACAAAGUGAAGACUGCUUGAACAUCAACGUGCAAAUACCUACUGGUACUAAGCCUGGAGCAAAGCUCCCUGUGGUUGCUUUUAUCUUCGGCGGCGGUUUCGUCGUUGGCUCGAAUGCACAGAUGCCCGGUGAUGCGGUUGUCGCCAGGUCAGUCGAAAUGGGGCAGCCCGUCAUCUAUGCUGCGAUGAACUAUCGCCUCCACGCUUUUGGCUUCCUCGGUGGCAAGGAGGUCAAGGACGCCGGCGUUGGCAACCUUGGUCUCCAUGACCAGCGCGAGGCUCUCCGCUGGAUCCAGAAGAACAUCGCCGCCUUCGGUGGUGAUCCCCAGAAGGUCACCCUCUGGGGCCCAUCCUCUGGCGCGAUCUCCUCGACGCUCCAGAUGGUCACGAAUGGUGGUAAUACUGAAGGCCUCUUCCGUGGGUCAGUCAUGAGCGCCGGCUCCACAAUCCCCACUGGGUACAUUGAAGAGCUCCAGCCGAUCUACGACCGCGUCGUUGAUGCUGCAGGGUGCAACGUUGCUGAUGACACGCUUGAGUGUCUACGCCAACUCCCCGCUGCCAACCUCACCGCGGCUGCUGGUACAAUCCCAAGUCUCUUUGGCUAUCCGGGUCUUGCUACUCCCUGGGCUCCUCGGGCGGAUGGCAAGUUCUUGACCGCGCCUCCGGAGCAUUUGGUACUUGCCAACCAGGUCGCGGACAUUCCGUUCAUCUCGGGGGACGCGCUGGACGAAGGCACGAUCUUUGCCACCGGAAGCUUCAACAUCACGACUGAGCAGCAGUUCCGUGACUACGUGCACCA
Dichomitus squalens LYAD-421 SS1 is the source of this 1286-nucleotide messenger RNA. RefSeq names its product alpha/beta-hydrolase. NCBI's taxonomy places the organism in Eukaryota, Fungi, Basidiomycota, Agaricomycetes, Polyporales, Polyporaceae. The annotation marks the transcript as partial. The record is from RefSeq and is a predicted model, not a curated record. The transcript has 7 exons.